Molecule: messenger RNA, 834 nt
Organism: Achroia grisella
Lineage: Eukaryota; Metazoa; Arthropoda; Insecta; Lepidoptera; Pyralidae
Exons: 1
Coding region: 1-834 (277 amino acids)
Molecular function (GO): oxidoreductase activity
Source: RefSeq, a predicted model, not a curated record
AUGUCCAACGUAGCUCUAGUUGUUGGGGCUUCCAGCAAUUUGGGAUACCAAGUGCUGAUGAAACUCACUGAAGUGUACAAAGGAAGAAUAUAUUUCACCACUGAAGAUGAGGAAGUCGGCUACGGUAUAUUGAAGACUUUUAAGAAGAGCGGUAGCAAUUUAUACCAUAUUCCUAUGGACAUAACGUAUACAAACAGCAUAAUAAAAUUAAGACAUCACAUACAAGACUUGGACGAGAGGAUAGACCUGCUGAUUAACAAUACAGAUUACGUACAGACAAAGAAAAAUUUAUCUCACGCUGAUAAAGUUAGAAAAACUCUGAGCGUCAACUUCUACGGUUACAUAAAUUUCGGUAAAUUGAUGUAUCCUAUACUUAGUGAGAAUGCUAGAGUCGUCAAUGUAUCCGGUCCAGCUGGUUUACUAGCUACAAUAGAGAAUGAACAGAUAAGAACUAGAAUCAGUGAUCCAACAUUGACAGAAGACGAGUUGGUAUCACUUGUUAAGGAGUACGAAGAAGCAGUAAGGAAAGGUGUUGAAAAGACUUUAGGGUGGGGCGUCAGUGUGCAUGCUGUAAGCAAAGUCGUACUUAAUGCUGUGACAUUCCUGCAACACAGGGAGUGGGCCCACACUGGUGUAGUUAUAAACUGUGUAAAUCCGGGAAGCCUGUCGAGCCGGGAGGACAGGAGGACGUCCAAAGUUUUCGAGGAGGGUGCCAAGGCAAUUUUGUAUUUGGCUCUUGAGGCGCCGUUGUCCAUAAAGGGCAAUUUUGUUUGGAGCAAUUAUUCAGUUAUCGAAUGGAACUGUGACCCAUUUGUCGAGGUGACUACUGUGUAA